This is a messenger RNA of Monoraphidium neglectum, 642 nucleotides long. RefSeq lists its product as hypothetical. Gene Ontology annotation, molecular function: starch binding. The transcript has 5 exons. The record is from RefSeq and is a predicted model, not a curated record. NCBI's taxonomy places the organism in Eukaryota, Viridiplantae, Chlorophyta, Chlorophyceae, Sphaeropleales, Selenastraceae. Bases 1 to 642 code for a protein of 213 amino acids.
AUGCUUGGUGUACCUAUCCGAGCGCGUUCCUUGGUCGACCAGGCGCGCGCCAAGGCAGUGGAUGACGUCGAGCUUUUCAGCGCCCAGCUGCUGGCGGAGCGCAAGGACCGGGCGCGGCUGCAGCAGCGGGUCGUGGCGCUGGAGUCCGACCUGGUGGCUGCGGCGGCCCGGGUCGCGGAGCUUGAGUCCCAGGUAGCUGCCUCCCAGAAGCACCUGCAGCAGCUGCAGCAGCAGCAGCCACAGCAGCAGCAGGCGGCCGAGGCAGCCGCGGCCCCGCAGCAGCAGGAGCAGCAGCAAGCGCAGCAGGCCGCUCCGCCGGCGCCGCCGGCGGCCCCGCCCGCGGAGCAGGUCGCGACGAUCACCCUCAAUUACUACACGGGGUGGCACGACGCCUUUAUCCAUUUCAAUGCUGACAGGAAAGGCUGGACCCAGACCCCUGGCGUGAAGCUGGCGCGCGGCCCCGACGGCGGCAACCACCGGACAGCGUUGAUUGAGGCCUCUGUUAUUGAAUUUGUGAUGAAUAACGGCCACAACGAGUGGGACUCUCCAGGGCGCUACACGGACACGCCCGCCAACUACCAGAUCCAGGCGCCAGGCGUGUACAAGCUCAGGAGCGGGCGCUUGGAGAAGCUUUCUGGCUGA